Contarinia nasturtii (swede midge) is the source of this 4298-nucleotide messenger RNA. RefSeq lists its product as uncharacterized. Gene Ontology annotation, molecular function: protein binding. The coding region runs from base 1985 to 4015 and encodes 676 amino acids. NCBI's taxonomy places the organism in Eukaryota, Metazoa, Arthropoda, Insecta, Diptera, Cecidomyiidae. The record is from RefSeq and is a predicted model, not a curated record. The transcript has 5 exons.
GUGCGGAGCAGUUACGUUGCUUUGUUCGUUGGUCGAAUUUUUCAAACCAAUUUUUUUGUAGAUUCGACUGUGAUUUCGAUAAAAAAUUCGUUGGAAUAGAUAAACAUUUUAAAACGAAAAUUGUGUUUUCUGAUAGCGAAAUUCGGCGGAAGUGUUAUUUAUGAAAUUCAAAAAUUUUAGUGAAUGUUUACUUGCGCCUAGAAUUCAACGUAUCGUUAUCACCAGUGACUGAGGUUGAGUAGCCUUCAAUGCAUGAGUGAUUAUUAAAAGCGGCAGAUUUGUGAUCGAUAUUUGAUCGCAGCACAACCGCAUUUCACAUACAUUUCAAAACAGACAUACAACCAAAUCGCAGAUCAAAACAAGUCAAUCUAAAAUAAACAGAAAGGCCAAUUGAAAAAUUGAUAGCAUUUACUAUUUAAAAGGAAAGAGUUCGAAAAGUGAUAAGCAAAUAUAAACCGAAACAAACUCUUAAGUAUCGUGCAGUGAAGUAAGUCAGUAAAAGUGUGUAUAACGUUGUUCGAAUGCAUCUUCCAUAAAAGGUUAAUGUGUUUUUUAUCAAAAAAGUAAAUACUGAACAUUGAAAUUCGAAAAAACAAACAACAAAAUCGAGAAGGAAGACACGGCAUAGAAUUUAUAAAAAUAAAAACUGAGAACGGAACAAAAAUCAUAAAAUAAAUUUAUACGUUGGUUGUGUUGAAUAACGAUACAUUUUUUGGCACCGCCCUUAAUCCAUAACAAUAAAAACAAAUCUGAAAACCGUACACAAAAUUCUCUCAACUCGACAUAUAAAAGCGUGCACAGCGAGAGAAUUGUCGAGAUACGCAUAAACCCGAAAAUAUUGAUGCAAGUUCGUUGUCUUUGCUUGUUUUCAUCGUCGCUCGUUUCGUUCUUUUUUUUUGUUCAUCACCAAAAAAGUCACAACCAAGCAAGGAGAAAGCAAACGAAAAUAAUAACAUUGCGUAUACAUUAAAUAUUUACAUAGUCAUUUUAUGAUAUUUCGGUUGGUGUGCAUCAAAAUAACAUAACACGGUUCUAACGUCUCUACUUACCAUUUGCACAUACACCAUAAAUGCGCGGUGUGUACGCGAAUGCAUGGCAUAAGAUUGAGUGCUAUCAGGAGAUUAAUUAAAAGUAUGCCGUAAAAAUUGUCGGCAACGUUAAAAACAACACACCAAAAAACCACGGGCGCCCGCCCCAAAGACCAACAAAGCAUAUAUUUUUUUUGAGGAGAGAACGCACGAGCACGGAAUGCAGUGUUACAUGCAUCUGUAAUGUUGAAAUUGGUGUCGAAACCAUUGAGCAUAUGUUCAGGAUGAUCGAUUUUCAUUGCAGAUGUGAAUACACGUUUCAACCGAAAACAUUCAUCGUACACAUUUCGGUGUCGACCAACUCAGCAAAUUGCUAAAAAGUUUUUUAUGGGGUUUCACACAAACGACAUUUUUGUGAAGCAGUAAAGUGAUUUUUUUGGGUAAACUACAUCAGUGAAUUUUGAAAUUGACUUUUUCGUCAAAUUCUGUGCACAUGCAAUCAUUUUACGGGAGAUGUUUUUAUCUGCACAACACAAUUUCGUUUUCAACCAUUGAACGUAAACAUUAAACAGAAAGAAUAACAAAGUGUGUAUACAAAUGGCCAGUGCGUCCAAAAAUAGAGAAAAGUUUCUGGUACAUUGAGUCGAUAGAGAGAGAAAAGAACAUAGAUAAGCAGACGCAUUUGAGUUAAGUGCUCUAUGCAAUCAUCAUAGAACAGUAAACUUGUGUAAUCGCAUUUUGGUUCAUUGGAUCAAACUGACAAUUAAACUCAUUGCAUUUUGUGCACGAAACUGAAAGAGAAAGAAAAACAAAUACAAUUUGUUUGUGGCGGAAAAGAUCACAGAGACAGCUAGAAAGUCGGAAAUUCAAAACCCGACAACAUUCAAUAUUAUCAAGAUCGUUUGCUUGUGUUUGUGUUAUUGUGUAAAACCAGCAAAAGCAUCGAAAACAGCAAAAUGGUACUUUGCGACACAGAUUUAGACGUUUCUGGGCUAUCACAGAGAUGGAAUAAGUUGCGUCGUCGAUGUGCAUCAUUUAAGGCUGUGUCAGGACCAACAUCGUUAGAUUCGGAUGCCAGUUAUAUUUUGACGGAGCCAGUGACACAGUAUGCAGUCGUUUCAAGUGAUCGACAUCAGCGUUCAUCGUCCGUAACACCAACCAUUGAAUCAUCAACGAAACCAAUUCGACCAUUUUCAUGGCGCAAAAGUCAUUCGGUUGAAAAGUACGAAUAUCGUGAUGUAAACUUAAACAGUUCAAUACCCGAAAAGAUCAAUAAAAGCAUUCCAUUGCCAGAAGACUAUUGGAAAAUUCAUGAGCAAGACGUAAAAUUGUGGAAGAUUGGUUGCGGCACAAAUCGUCCGAUGUCAAUGCGAGACAUUCCAAAUGGAAAUGAUUGGGAAUUUAAUGUGCAAAAAUAUGAAAUCGAAGAGCGUCGUUCAAAUCGAAUACAAUAUUAUACCGGUGAUGCCGAUACAAAUCGAAAACAUAGUUUGGAUGCUGGUGAACGUAAAGAAAUCAAAUUUCCCGGUUUAAAAGCAUUCAAAUCGGCAUCAAUGCGUUUGCCCGGCCAAAAAUCAUCAUUGCAAGAGGUGCAUCAAAUGCUACGCAAUAAAUUCAAUCGAUUAAAUGUUGGUUUACGUAAAAAACGAACAUUAUCGGUGCAAGAGGUGUUCCAGUCACCGGCUAGUCAACAAAAAGAUUCGAUAAAAACACCAACACAAUUUUAUGUACCAUCACCGCAACCAUCGACAAAAUCCCAUCUCGAUGAUACCAUUUCAUCGACUAGAUGUCAUGUUAGCACAGAGGUUACAUCACUUCCGUAUUAUGUAAACAAUGGCAAAACAUUGAAUAAUCAAACAAGCCCAGUUCGAUCCACUUCCCCGAACAAAUCAUUUACAUCGAAAAAUGGCGAUGCAAACAUAAAAUCAACGGUCACACGUACCGAAAGCUAUCGAACAAAAAUAAUCGUACCAGGGCCAGGUGACAAUGAAAAGAAACAGUCGCCUGAAAAUAUUAAGCCAAAAUUUAUGGUUGGUGGCCGGGUGAGUUUGCGUGAAAAAAUGCCAAACAAACCAUCGACAGCGGUAAAAAUUAGCAAUGCUGUUCGUGAACGAAUUCGUAGGCGUCCACGAAGUCAUUCACCUGUUAAGCCAGAAUCGGCAUCAAAGACAACAAAUGGCCGUAAGAAUCGUGAUUCAGGUGGAUUUCUUGAUCGAAUCAAUCGCAUAAUGAGUGUCAAUCAUUUGCCACCACCGCACGGCGGAUCGCCGAACAAUAACAAUAGCUCAAAUAACAACAUGAAUCGAUCGAAACCAAUCGGUUCACACGAAUCAUCAACAACAGCUGCCACAACCACGGCAACGGCGGCUACAAAAAAGAUUCAAAACGAUGAAACAAAAACGACCGCUACAACCAAAAGUCCAACCAUCGAGAACAACAGUGUUAGCCACGUGAAGAAACAACAGCAACCACAAACACCGGAAACAAUUUUCAUACGUGACCGGAAAAUUACCACCAAACAGUCAUUUGAUCGCAUUCCCGAAAAAAGCCACGAAUUCAAUGAAGAAGACGAAGAUGCAUACGAUGAAGAAGAGGAGAGUAAAUUCUGUACACUGCCUCGAAGCAACAACGGUUUCACGAUUCGUCAUGCACGUUUUACUAAAGGCAAUGGCGCGAAAGGAUUGGGCUUCUCGAUUGUUGGUGGAGUUGAUAGUCCAAAAGGUUCGAUGGGAAUCUAUGUAAAAACCGUUUAUGCACACGGUCAAGCGGCCGAAAAGGGCACAUUGAAAGAAGGUGAUGAGAUUCUCGUGGUAAAUGGCAAAUCUCUGCAAGGAAUGAAACACGAUGAAGCCAUAAAUGUAUUCAAAUCGAUCAAAACCGGAGAUGUGGUAAUAUUGAUUGGUCGUCGUUUGCCAAAGAAUCGCAAGACAAAUGAAUCCAUCGAUGCAACAUCAACCGUGGCUGAAAAUGACGUGAAAAAAGAGUAGAGUGAGAGAAAUUGAUUUUUUGGAAGUACGGCAGCUAGUGCACACCAUGGUCGAUGAUCGAGGUGCGCCCGCCAUCGAGAUCUAACAUUAAUUUCUGUUUUCGGAUCAUAGUGCGUUAUUUAAUAACAAAUUAUCCAAUUUGGUCGUAUAUCAAAUGCCAAUCACUUUUAUAAAUCACUUACAUGCCAUGCCGCAUACCAGGCAAUUUUCACAUAAUUUAUUCCAGCGCUAAAGUCUCGUAGAUGUGUAACAUUUAUCAAAAAACUAAAGAGGCAAAAAAAAA